Molecule: messenger RNA, 324 nt
Organism: Anisakis simplex (herring worm)
Lineage: Eukaryota; Metazoa; Nematoda; Chromadorea; Rhabditida; Anisakidae
Source: the annotation of a GenBank genome assembly
AUGACCUCGACUAAAGCUGAGGUAGAACAGAAUAUCGAAAGCGCAUUGAAACUGCUGCCUCUGGCUGCCGCGAAUGCCACGUGCAAUCUGAUAUCUGCAUUAGCAAUUAUCUGCUCGUUCCAUUAUGAACCACUCAAAAGUUUACCGUUUUUCUGUUUCGAUAUAACGCCGUUGUAUUUUGUUGCUCUACCGAUCAUCGUCUAUUGGAGACGUUAUGUUGCAAGAAAGUCUCGUGUGCAGUCGAUCGCAUUGUCGAGUCGUAAGGAAGGCAGUGAUCAUUUUGAAAUGUUGAGAGCGGUCUUCAAUACCAAUUCGGGUCACUGA